Molecule: messenger RNA, 3153 nt
Organism: Nezara viridula (southern green stink bug)
Lineage: Eukaryota; Metazoa; Arthropoda; Insecta; Hemiptera; Pentatomidae
Source: the annotation of a GenBank genome assembly
GCGGAGUUUAUUUAUUUACAGAAUGAUUAUUUUAAAUAAUCGUUUGUAAUAGAACUUGUAUUGUGUUUUCAGAAUUCAGUUAUAUAGCUUUCCUCUGUAAUUACUUCUACCAAAAAAGUAUUCAAUUGAAGUUUAAUUUCGUUAAGUUUUUUCAGUUUCCUUUUUAAUGCAGGUUAUCAUUGAAUCCAAUUGAUAAGUAUCAAAAGAACUGUAGACCAGAACAUGCUCUAAACGAAAUAAUUAUGGAAGAUGAGUUAGAAGAUCGAAUAUUCUAUCAAUCAUUUAAUAUACAUAUGAAGUUGAUAUCUAAAUUUGUGGUGGGUCUUCCCCUUAAUUCAUCCCACUUGAACCAUUUCUGGAGACUGUUUAGAUUAUACAUCAUCAAACCUGAAGUUUUACUUUUAGGCUUAUUAAUGAUCAUUGUGUUUGUUUACAUUCAAGCUGUGGAAGUUUGGAGUCGAAGCCUAGUUAAUAAACUUCGAUUGUCUUUAAGUCGUUCUGCUCAAUCUAGAAUCCAUAAGUCACAGUUCUUUAACGGUGAUGUUGAAAGCUCUAGUUGGGAUUUAAGGGAAGAUUCGGUUGCCGUAUAUGCAGUACAAGGAAGAAGAGCUAAAAUGGAAGAUCGCUUUGUAAUUAACAAAAAUAUUGAUGGAACUGGUGUAUCUCUUUUUGCAGUUUUUGAUGGCCAUGGUGGUGAUUUUGCGGCAAAUUAUGCUCAUGAUCACUUGAUUGAGAAUCUUAGUAAAAAAAUAAAAGAAUUAAAGAAAUUAAUUAUGAAUGGUUCAAUUGAGAAACCAGUACUUGGUAAACCUCCACCUUCUCCAAAACCUACUCUGCGAAAAAGUGUAAUUUUAGAAAGAAAAUCUAGUCUUAAGAGAGGUAGUACUGAAGCUGAAGAAGCCAUCAAAAGAGCUGGUGGCUUAAAUGAUCCAUUACUUCUUGAAAAAUUAGAAUCAUAUUCUCGCACCAUUACACGGGAAGUUAAGCCAUCAAGAACACCUAUUGUUCAAUAUCCUACUCCUGAGUUAACUAGUUAUAUUGAAGGCAAUAUGUCAAUUAACUAUGGUCGUCUAUUAAGUGAUGAAGUUCUAGCUGUGGAUCGGUUACUUGUGGAAGCUGCUAAAAAAAAUUUGGAUGUUGCAGGAACCACUGCCCUGAUAGCUGUAAUGGAAGGUUCAAAGUUAAUAGUUGCUAAUGUUGGUGAUUCAAGAGGUGUGAUGUGUAAUUCUAAAGGGAAAGCUAUACCACUGUCUUUUGAUCAUAAACCUCAACAGAGUCGAGAGAAAAAACGCAUCGAAGAAGCUGGUGGCAGUGUAAGUUUUAACGGUGUUUGGCGUGUUGCUGGAAUCCUUGCUACAUCUCGAGCACUUGGAGAUUAUCCUUUAAAGGAUAGAAAACUAGUCAUAGCUGAUCCUGAUAUACUCACUUUUGAAUUGGGUGACCAUAAACCUGAAUUUAUCGUUCUGGCCUCAGAUGGUUUAUGGGACACAUUUUCUAAUGAAGAGGUUGUUUCAUUUAUAAGGACACGCCUUCAUGAGCCUCACUUUGGUGCCAAAUCCAUCACUCUUCAGUCUUACUACAGAGGAUCAUUGGAUAAUAUAACUGUUCUAGUCAUCAAUUUAAGUGACUAUAAAUGGCCAUAAGUAUAAAAUAUAAAUUAAUAUAUUUACAAACAAUUAAGUACUAUUAUACAUGUGGGCCAUUACCAACAUAGGUUUAAAUUAAAGGGAAAACAUAUUAAAACACUAUAACAUCGCUGUUUCGGUAUGAAUUAAAUCAAUGAAAUCACUUUUUAUUAGUUAAAGACGUGAAACUUUUUUUUAAUUUUUAAUAUGCUUUAAAUUUUUGAAAAGUAGAAAACAAAAUUUAACUGCUGCCGUUUUAUUUAAAAAAAAAAUGUUUUUCAUUAAUUAUUUAUUAGUGUUUCCUAAAAAUUUAAUUGAGAUUGAAAUAUGUAUUUAUAUACAUUUCUUUACAUUUAUCCCUACAAUAAAAAAUAAUAGCGAUAAUUAAAUGUGUAACAGAAAAAUUGUUAUAAGUUGACUUCUACUUUUUAGUAAAAUAAAAAAAAAUUGCUUUGUUCAUUAUAAAAGGGAGGGGCCAGACAGGAUUCUAAUUUGCUACUUAUGAGCAAUUCAGUAAUGUAAAUUCAUUAAUAUGACAAUUGAUGUUCUAGUAUAACGUACAUUAAUUGUGCAUAAACAUAUAGCUAAAUUAUUUUAUUUAUGCUGAAUGUAAAGAUAUGCAUGGAUUUUAAAUUUACAACAGUUUAUUUAAAUAGUUACCAGUAAGAUUUUUUAAAAAUCACUGUAUCACAAUAUAAAGAUGUUACUAUUAAAGAAUGGAGUAUUAUUUGUUAAAUAAUUGAUUUCAUAUCCUAUAUAAAUUGCUCAUGAAUUAUUUUAUUGUAGUACUUAAUUUUAUAGUUCACGUUGAUUAUAUCUUUUUUGAUCUUGAUAAUAAUUAACUUUGGUCAUAUAACCAAUCAGCAUUAUGAAAUUUACCAUUAGUUAUAUAUAUAUAUGAUUUUUAUUUUUGUGUUAAUUAUGUUCAUUCUUUGAUAAGAUGAGGAUAUAUCAAUACUAAUAACAUUAAUGUAAGACAUUUUUAUUUAUCAAAACAGAAAAUAAAAGAGGAAUGUUGUGUCAAGAUAUCUCCUUUAAGACCAUAGAAAUGAAUAGCAAAAACUUCAAAUUAGUUCUGAGUUUUAAAUGCAAAAAAAAGUGUUUGUUAAAGAUUUACUUUACUUAAUAAAAAAUGUAAUAUAGUGAAGUUGCUUAAGUAAAGGAAUUCGUUUUGACUUGGAUAUUUUUACUAUACCAAGCAUUUGUUUUUUAAUAUGGAGACAAAAAUAUUUAGAAAUCACCCUGCUAACUUACCCUUCUACAUCAAAUUUAUAAAACAUCCUGUAAUUAAUUGCUUAUUUACUAUUUAGAAUAUCUAAUUUUAAAAUCUCAAAUUAAUAAAAAUAAGAAAGAUUUAUCAAUUCUAAAAUAUAUGCAGAAUUACAUAUUGUGCUAUUUAAUUAUAAUAAAACUUUAAUUAUAACUUGCGGUAUAAUAUGCAAAGCUAAAUACUGAUAAAAAAAUAUUUGAUUUGGUUUUCCUUAAAUUAAAAAUAAUUUUUUAUGGCAUAGGAAACAUUAUAAAAGAG